Molecule: messenger RNA, 1228 nt
Organism: Venturia canescens
Lineage: Eukaryota; Metazoa; Arthropoda; Insecta; Hymenoptera; Ichneumonidae
Gene: Non3
Product: Ribosome production factor 2-like protein Non3
Exons: 4
Coding region: 225-1181 (318 amino acids)
Biological process (GO): maturation of LSU-rRNA from tricistronic rRNA transcript (SSU-rRNA, 5.8S rRNA, LSU-rRNA); ribosomal large subunit assembly
Cellular component (GO): nucleolus
Molecular function (GO): rRNA binding
Source: RefSeq, a predicted model, not a curated record
GCCGUCGUUGUCUGAGUUGUUGUCUCCUUUCACAGUUUCUAUUCCACAUUCCACGCUUUUGUGAAUCACGUGGACUGACAAUUGGACAUAACCUAACAAACUACUGAAGUCACAGUGCAAUUUUCUAACCUAAAACAACUAAUAACUCUGGAAAACCAAAUUAACACUCAACUUGUUAUUUCAUAUAUUUUAUCAUUCCGUAACAGGAACAAUUAAUUACGAAAAUGACAGUGAUUAAAAGAGUUGUGAAGCCGAAAACUCACAAAGGGAAAAAGGCCAUAAUAAAACGAAGUCCACAAUUAAUAGAAGAAGCAAAACAAUUGCUAUGCAUCAGAGGGUCCAAUGCUUCCAUGAUGGUCAACGAUUGUAUGAAAGAUUUGUACAAUCUUAAAAAGCCAGAUGCUCAGAUGAUGCAGAAGAAGAAUCCAAUCCGACCGUUUGAAGAUGUAACACCGAUUGAACAGUUUUCUCGUAAACUAAACUCUCCACUAUUUAUGUUUGUUUCACAUAAUAAGAAACGUCCACACAAUUUAAUAAUGGGCCGCACAUAUGAACAUUCAUUAUUGGACAUGGUAGAGUUGGGCAUUGAAAAUUUCAAAAGUUUGAAAGAAUUCAAAGUCGACAAAAUAUCCGAAGGCUUAAAACCUAUUCUCAUAUUUAAUGGGGAACUUUGGGAAAACAAUCGUGAAUAUGGGAGAGUGAAAAAUAUACUGGUCGAUAUGUUUCAACGGGAUGUCGUUCAAAAUGUCAGAUUACAGGGUUUGGAGCAUGUGAUGAGCUUUACCGCUUAUGAAAAUAAGAUUUUAUUGAGAAGUUACAGGGUAUCGCUGAAAAAAUCCGGUACUAGAAUUCCUCGAAUAGAACUGAAUGAAAUCGGGCCUUCAGUAGAUUUUAGCAUGAGAAGAACGCAGCUCGCAUCUGACGAUUUAUUCAAGCAAUCUUGUAGAAAGCCAAAGGCAUUGAAGGAUAAGAAAACGAAAAAUGUGACGAAGGACAAACUCGGCUCGACGUUGGGACGCAUACACAUAGGAGCCCAGAACAUCAAUAGCAUUCAAACUAGAAAAAUGAAAGGCCUUAAGAAAACAUUGACUGAAAGAAAAUCCGAGAAAAAACGGAAAAGCUUGGAGAGUUCAACAGAAGGUUCAAAAAAAGUUAGAAUCACAAACGGCCAUGACGAUUGAUCGACUUUCUCGUGUAUUAUGUGAAUAAAAACUUAAUGAACCAUUAA